GUUCGUCGCAGCCCGGAGAAACAAUCGAGUCCGAUUUAGAUUGAAAAAGGACCGAUUCCGGUCGAUGUGCUGAUAAAGUGCCCCUGUCCUCCACCGUCCGGCUCUGCGGUCCUCUCCGUCGCAGUUCGAUCCCGCUGAUUCGCCGUUAAGGGCGUCUGUUCGGCCUUGUUUAUACUGUGCAGCUCGCAGCAGGCCCACCGGGUCCUGCUCGACUCCCGCGGCCGCCUCGGGUCCGCAGUGUGUUCUGUUCGGUUCGGCCCUUCAGCUCACCAAAGAAUAUGACCCAGAUGCAACAAUGACAUCCAGAUUCGGUAAAACCUACAGCCGCAAGGGAGGAGAGGGCACGUCCAAGUUCGACGAGGUUCUGUCCACCAAGAGAGGCACCCUCAGCACCAAAUGGGGCGACACCACCUACAAGGCCAAGGUGGGCUCCAAGCGCGCCGGCGCUCCCAAGAGCGACUCCGUCCUGGGGGUUUACAAGAGGCCCCGUCCGUCCGGAGACGGCCUGGAGGAUCCGUUUGGAUUCGACAGCGACGAGGAGUCCAAGCCCGUGUCGUCUCGCAGCGGCAACAAGUCGUCGCCCGCCAAGCCGGCCUCGGCGGAGCCCCCCCGAGCGGAGAGGCCGGGCGUCUCUUUGGAUGCGGGGAGCAGGUCCAGCCUCCAGGGAGGAUCCCACGCUUUGGCGUCCGCUAGAGGGGCGUCGUGGCCGGCCAACGACCCGCCCAGAGUGCUGGAGGACACGGCUCGGUUCUUCAACAGCAGCAGUGCCGGCUUAGGGAAGUCCCAGCAGAGUUCCUUGUUGCCGGACAACCAGCACAGCUACUCGUGGUACCAAAACGCUUCUGAAAGCGACAAGAAGCCCCUGGCGCAGACCACCACCCUAAAGACAGGGUCCAAGGCAGAGUCCACCUACGACUCCUGGGAUGACAUCAUGGGUCUCCGUCCACCCUCGCCCAGCCAGGAGCCUCGCAACCCCGCCCCCACGCUCUCUUGGGCUACGGCGGGCGUCACCGCGGGCAGCUGUGACGUGGGGCAGACCCGGCGUGAGAAGGCCCCCUCUCCUCCACGGCUCCAGAGCCCAAGCGAGAGCGAGGACUUUGGGGGUGACUUGGACUUCCUUGUGGAGACGUCAGACUACUCCCAGACAUCCUCCUCCUCUUCGCUCGUAAGAAACACUAACUGUCGGACGUACAGGAGGCCGACCAAACAAGGCUCUGGCAAAGCCUCGGACUCCAGCGGCUGUGCGAGCGCUGCUUUUGACACAGAUCUUCCCAAAACCUCGUCUGAUGGCAGUAAUAAGACGAGUGGAGGGGGACGAGGCAGGACGAGGGACUACACAGUGCUGCACCCCUCUUCCAUAUCGAUGUGUAACGUCACCAUCCAGGGCAGAGGAGUGGAAGAGUUUAGUAGUGAUGCAGCACCAUCUAGUGGUAGCAGUAGUGCCGGCUCUGGCACUACGACAGAGCUCGGAGACGCGGGAUGGCAGCGGAAGAAGGCGGAACAACAAAACACAAGGUUCAGGCCGACCCAGACCAAGUCAAAGAAGGACAGCAAGCUGGACCUGUUUGGUUUCGAAGACGCGGACGCCCGUCAGGAGGACGACAGCGCGACAGACAACGCAGACGGCGGAUCCAGUUACAAAAUCAAAUACUUUGGAUUUGAUGACAUGAGCGACAGCGACGGCGCCGAGGAUGACGGCGAUUACGGCUCUUCAGAGAGGCGGAGGGCCAAGAAGGCUGCCGUCGCCAUGGGAACCCCGGUGGUUACAGUGGAGGAAAUCCCAGAAGAUGAGCCGGAAGAUGAGAUAGAAGAUGAGCCGCCAGAUCCCUUCGAAAGGCUGGAGAUUGAAGAAAGACCGGCACCGAAGGAGAACAAGAUAUACUCUGCGAGGCAGGAGAGCCGGAUACGAACAGAAGUCCUGGACUUCUCCGAGGACGGACUCAGAGUGGUGGCCGGGGCUACCAGGAGGCAAACUCAGAGCAAAGCUACCGAGAAGAACCCAGACUCCUUCCGGAGGAUCUUCAGCGCACACAAGAAGUCUCCCACCCAAAAGCUUGUGUACAACGCCAGACACUGGACAGUGGAGAAUGAAGAGGAGCGCCCCUCCCUCCCCUUUUCUUCUCACGAUCAGCAGACCGCUCCUGCACCAGUCUCUGCAGGAGGAUCCAGUAAGGAGCCCACCGAUGCUCAGAAGGACGACGGCGUUUUUAAGGCUCCUCCCCCUCCUCCAAAGGUCACCAAGUGUGUCACCCUCCCCACAGAUCUCUACCAGGACACUGUCACUGCACUCAAAUGCCGCAAGGAGCACAAGGAGCUGUAUACAGUCGUCCAGCAUGUGAAGCACUUCAAUGAUGUGGUGGAGUUUGGAGAGAACCAGGAGUUUACUGAUGACUUUGAGUAUCUGGCCACCGGUCUGAAGAGUGGACAACCUCUCAACACACGCUGCCUUAGUGUGAUCAGCCUGGCUACGCGCUGUGCCAUGCCCGGCUUCAGGAUGCACCUCAGGGCCAGAGGGAAGGUGGCUCAGGUCUUCAAAACACUUAAUGAUGCCCCGCAACACCCGAACCUGGCCCUGUGCACGGCGUCUCUGAUGUACAUCCUCAGUAGAGACCGGUUAAACAUGGAUCUGGACCGGUCAUGUCUGGACCUAAUGAUCCGGCUGCUGGAGCUGGACCUGGACCAAGACCAGGACCAGGACCAGGACCAGGGUGGCAAGGCCGUGACGGACUCCACCGGCGCUCAAUUCAGCGCCAGGGAAAUCGCCAAGAUGAAGGAGAAGAUCAGGAAGCUCUGUGACACCGUGCACAACAAGCACCUGGAUCUACAGAACAUAACGACGGGUCACUUAGCCAUGGAGACGUUACUGUCUCUGACUUCAAAGCGAGCGGGAGACUGGUUCAAAGAGGAACUGCGGCUACUGGGAGGACUGGACCACAUAGUAGAUAAAGUGAAGGAGUGUGUCAAUAACUUAAACCAGGAGGAUGAUAAGGAGAAACUGGUGUCGUCUCUGUGGGGAGCUGAGAGGUGUUUACGGGUGCUGGAGAGUGUGACAGUCCACAACCCAGAGAACCAGAGCUACCUGAUCGCCUACAAAGACUCAUCACUCAUCAUCUCCUCUGCAAAGGCGUUGAGUAGAUGUGAGGAGAUGAUCCAGCGUUACAGCAGGGAGCUGAACUCAGACGGAGCCGUGGUGGGGAAAGCAGUGGAGGACUGUAUGAGGGCCAUUAUAGGAGUCCUGCUUAACCUGACCCACGACAACGAGUGGGGCAGUACGAAGACAGGAGAACAAGAGGAUUUAAUAAUGACGGCUCUGAACUGUGUCCUCAAAGUCCCUCAAUAUCUUCCUCAAGAACAGAGGUUCGACAUCAGAGUACUGGGUCUGGGCCUGCUCAUCAACCUGGUGGAGUACAGUGCCAGGAACAAGUACUGCCUGAUGGAGAUGGAGAUGGAGGGAGGUCAGGGUCCCUGCAACUCCACCGUCUUGCUGAACCCUCAGCACCAGGACAUCACCAGUGCUGGCCCACUGAGCGCCAUCGCUGCUCUUGUACAGCUGUUCCUCCAGCGGGAGCGGGCUGCCAUCCUGGCUGAGGCGCAGACAGAUGACCUCAUCAAGGAAACGCCGAAGCCUGCGGACCAGAGCGGGCAGUGGCAGGAGACCGGCGGGGAGAUCCAGUGGGUCGCCAACGACAACAACAACGAGUCCGACAAGCAGGAGGACGCCAAGAAGAAGGAGAAGGACGAGGAGGACGAGGAGCUGGACCUCAACAAAGCUCUGCAGCAUGCAGGGAAGCACAUGGAGGACAGCAUCGUGGCCUCCUACACAGCACUGCUGCUGGGCUGCCUGUGUCAGGGGAGCCCGUUGAAUGUGACUACUGUGAGGGAGAACCUGCCAAAAGGAGAUUUCUCCAUCAUGACAGAAAUGCUGAAAAAGUUCCUCAACUUCAUGAACCUCACUUGUGACGUCGGCACCACAGGACAGAAGUCCAUCUCCCGGAUCAUUGACUACCUGGAGCACUGCUAGAGAGAAGCCUGUCUCACACACACCACACACACCACACACACACACACACACCACAACCAUCUCCUUCAUCUCUGUCAUUAUCACCAUCAUCAUCCUUAUCCUCCUCAUCUCUGAUUAAGUUCAUUGCUGGAAACCGCUGUUUCUUCAAAGACACACAACAACCACCAUCAUCAUCAUCAUCAUCAUCAUCAUCUUCCUCUCCGUGUUGUGACCAGACGUGCUCCUCGUGCUCCUCAUCCUCCAGUUACAGGAACUUUCCUCCCUUUUCCCUAAACUGACUUCAGAUGGAUUUAACUGUUAUGACUUCUUGAGGGACGUCGGCCCCGAACUCAGCUGUGAUCACAUUUUAUUUUACUUUUAUUAAAGAUACAAUCCAAGUCAGUAUUUAUUUUUUUCCCACCCUUCCUGUAUUUAUAAAAGCUGCUCAGAUUGAUGUUUUUUUCCAGCCGUUUAUUUUUCUUUUCCUUUUUGGCUUUUGAUACAUUUCCUUUGAAAGUUUCCUCACAGUUCAGCUCUUCUCUCACCUGCUCACCCCCCCCACCCCAUCCCUCGUGAAAACACCCCGCCUUCGUAUUGAUCGGAGGCAGAUUGGAGUGGAGCUGCCAUUUUCUCCAGCCUGUCAUCAAAGCCUUGCACCCCUCCGCUCUGCCUUUGGAGCCGAUAAUCGCCAAAACAACUCGAGUGGUUAGAAGAAAAAACAACUACUGACCAGAAUAAUUGCUUUACACGCUGUGUUCUUCUUCUCCUUCUUCUCUUUUUGCCGCUUUGACCUCGACUCUGUCGGAAGGAGGCAGUUUGAGGUAGAUAAAUCAAAAGUAUUGAUCUUUCCUCACCCAAGAGCGCAGAAAUGGCAAGAGUUCAGACCCUGAAUGGCAGGCUUUUGUAACGUUAAGGUGGUAUUUAAGGUGGGACCGCCAACUCAAGGUCUGUUCUUAGGUGUUUUAAUCCGUUUAGAACCAGAAAUCUUCUCUUUGCGCUUCUCUUUCCUCUUCAACCUCUGUAGCAAACUAGCGCAUUUUAAAUUGGUUGUCCUUCUCAUGCCGUUAUCGAAACAGGUACCAGGGUGCCAAAGCACACCCUGGUCAGUCAGCACCCACCAAACAGAGUCAGUCAGCACCCACCAACACACCUGAGACUAAAACACAAUUGACCCUUGAAGGUGUUCAAACUCUUUGGAAACUUUGAACGACUCCCUGCCCCCGUCCACAAGUAGAAACUUUUUCCUUUCACAGAAUCGAUCGUCCUCUCACUCGACAACAAAGCUUUGUGUCUCAGUGGGAACCGAGCCCUCCGGACCAGAACCUGUCCUCCUUCAGGUCCUUUCAAUUACCGCUCGCGUGUGUGCUCGCUGCUCAUAGAAGAGCCUUCAAUUACAGCACAAAGGCACCGGUCCGAGAGGUGAAGACGUGCUGCUUUUCUUUAGUUUGGUUUGAACCGAACCACCGGCGAUUAGAGGCUUUCAGCGAUCAGGUUGACUUCAGCUGUAGCUGUCAAAUCCAAAAGUUCCCAGUUUGUACACUUCAUAUAAAAAUCCUCCUCUGAUCUUUUUGACGUUUCCCUUAGCCCGAGUUGGUGUUCCCAGAAUGCAUUUCAGCAACACCAGGGGAAAGUUUGUAAAUUUAAAAAAAGGUGUCCUUUCUGGUUGAUAGGUCCAAAAUGGCGACUCAAAGAUGAAUUCUGUCUGAACUUUUGGCUUUUGAUACAUUUCCACGUUGUGAAACAUCUGUUUGGUGUUGAUCCUCCAGCAUUAUGCUUGUACACGCUUAUAAAUGCUUGUUAACGUUAAGUUAUUAACAACAAUGUGGCUCUAACUAGAUAAAAAGUGAAGUUUUAGUAAAAGUUAGUUUUUUGAUUUUUAUUUUUUUUUUAAUAUGGGUCCAACGCCAAAAACACUGGAUCCUACGAGUCCCAUAAUGCAACUGGAUAGUGGCUUUGACAUUGUCAGUUGUUUUCAGAUCCUUUUCAGACCAGAGACACAGAAGAACUGUUACCAUGACGAAUAAACUGAACUUCAUGUUUAAAAUCGGUCGAGUGCCCCUUUAAUGGCUUAUAACUCAUUAAUAAAGCAUUAAUAAAUGAUCCUUUAACUAUUAAUAAAGCAAACAGUUACAACGUCAUUUAUAAAAUCGGCCUUAUUAGAAAGCGGUACCAACUGUUCUUCGCUCCGUCUCGUUCGCAGUGUUGAAGACAAGCUGGUGAGGUGAAACUCGGAGGAAGGAUGUAAAAAAGAAAAACAGAUGAAUCUUUGGCACUUAGGUUUACGAUUGGAUGAUUCACUUUCCAAACAGAACGAAAAUGUUGACAAAAUGAAAAGUGAUAAUCUGGUUUUCCAAAAAAAAAAAAAACUGUUAUUUAUUUUUUUAAUCACCUGUCCUAAUCACAUUUUAAAGCUUUUGGUUAUUGAUCGUUUGUUCCUGGAACUUCUCCACAGUGUUUGGCCAUCAGGGCAGAACAAUAAAUCUUCCCCCAGACAGUCUCAGAAAGCCUGGAGUUCUUUAGUUGGUAUUUUCUGAUAAUCCAGGGUGGGACAGAGAUGUAAUUGUUUUGAUUUGAUGUUUCGAUUUGGAAAAUUAAGAUAUAAUUGUAUUUUUUUUUUUGUUCUUUCUGAAUACAGAUGAGUUCUGUUACAUUUCACCUGUUGUAAAAGUUUGAAGCACGUUUUCAUCAAGCAUGUUCAUCCCUUUAAUUUGCAUUCGCCUGUUCCUCUCUGAUCAUU
This is a messenger RNA of Morone saxatilis (striped sea-bass), 6737 nucleotides long. RefSeq names its product WAPL cohesin release factor b (gene waplb). The record is from RefSeq and is a predicted model, not a curated record. NCBI's taxonomy places the organism in Eukaryota, Metazoa, Chordata, Actinopteri, Moronidae. Gene Ontology annotation, biological process: regulation of chromosome condensation.